This is a messenger RNA of Megalops cyprinoides (Indo-Pacific tarpon), 5469 nucleotides long. Its product is annotated as potassium voltage-gated channel subfamily C member 2-like. The transcript has 4 exons. Gene Ontology annotation, biological process: potassium ion transmembrane transport; protein homooligomerization. Lineage: Eukaryota; Metazoa; Chordata; Actinopteri; Elopiformes; Megalopidae. The coding region runs from base 1102 to 2841 and encodes 579 amino acids. Gene Ontology annotation, cellular component: axon; neuronal cell body membrane; voltage-gated potassium channel complex. The record is from RefSeq and is a predicted model, not a curated record. Gene Ontology annotation, molecular function: delayed rectifier potassium channel activity; protein binding.
CAAAAGCAACAGCGGAUAAAUGGGGAACAGCUUUUACCGCGGUCCCUACAAGGAAAAUCGUUCAUAGUGCUGCAGAGAAAUAAAGUUAGUUUUAGAAAAGAAAACGCACCCUUGGAAAGCGUGAUCCCAGAUGGUUUGUGGUAUUGUGUUUCCAUUGAAGUUAAGUGCUUUCACGUGACAGAAAUCUAAUAGCGCGCGUGCUGAAAGGACAGCUCCCUCGCGCUGAUCAGGCUGGAUGGUGGGGCACACACCAAUACACCGAAUUCCUCUAAAAUAAUGCGGAAGCCAAGCUGUUUGGUCUUACUAAAAUAUAAAUGGCGGUAAGAUAAGACAAAGUGAGUAUUUUUAGGAGAACCGUUUCUGUUGUUGCCUGACCUGUUGAGAAUAAGAGCGCGUGCAAAGUAUAAAUACACGCGAGCAUUUUGUACUCUGGAAUUAUCAACAGUUGUAUUAUGGAUGCAGCAGGCACUGAAUAAAGUACUAUUAAUAGUUGAUUAAAAAGCUCAUCUGCGACCUUGAGUGAUACAGCAUGGACUGAAAAGACGUUCCCCCCGUUUCACUGAGCUUUUGAAGCAACAACGCAUGCCGAUGAGUGAGGGAGAGAAUAAAGGGUGUGCCCUUGACGCUAUUUCGGGGAAAAAGAAGCACAUUUGAGGAACGGAAUGAAUGAGAUUAGUCUGAUAUUCAGAGGCUUGUGCUGGCGAAAUCCCAAGGGUAUAAAGCCGAAGGUGACAGAUCAACAGUGAAAGGAGCUGUCAUUCCGUUUGACUUCUCCUGUCCGGAUGGUCAGCGCUGAGGUAAAGGAAGGUGCUCAAAGAAAACAUGCGCUGCACGCUCGCAAGGAGCCGGAGGUUUAGACGACUCGCUUAGACGGGAUUGCGUGUUCCUUGUCUUUAAUCACCGACAAAGAUGCUUUAGCUUAACACGUUCGCAAAGCGCCAAGAGAGAGAGAUUUCCCUAUUGAAAGUAUCUCUCCUCGAACGAUUUUGGGAGGUAUUGUGGAUUUGUGAUCUCGCUCGGUGUGGUCACUGUACUUGACGUUACUUUUUUAAAUGCACGAUUACUUACUCUCUUUUAGCGAGUCAUGUCUUACCCAGAGCGAUGGGCAAGAUCGAUGACAAUGAGAGGAUAAUCCUCAACGUUGGGGGGACCAGGCACGAAACGUACAGGAACACGUUGAAGACCUUGCCCGGCACGCGUCUGGCUCUCCUAGCCUCCGAGGCGGACCCGGGGUCCGUGCUGGACCAGCUGCAACAAGUCCCCGGCUUCAUCGAGUUCAACCCCAAGAACAACGAAUACUUCUUCGACCGACACCCGGGCGUUUUCGCCUACGUGCUCAACUACUACCGGACCGGCAAACUUCACUGCCCGGCAGAUGUCUGCGGUCCGCUCUUCGAGGAAGAGUUGUCCUUCUGGGGCAUCGACGAGACCGACGUGGAGCCGUGCUGCUGGAUGACCUACCGGCAGCACCGGGACGCAGAAGAGGCGCUCGACGUGUUUGACAUAAACGUGGACAAUGGAGACGGAGAGGACGAAGAGGUUAAUAAAAGGUUGGGCAUUGAGGACGUGGUGUCCGCCGACGGCAGUGUCAGCCUGUGGAAAAAGUGGCAACCGGUGAUUUGGAAUCUAUUUGAGGAUCCCUAUUCUUCCAGAGCCGCAAGGUUUGUGGCCUUUGCCUCAUUGUUCUUCAUCCUGGUAUCCAUCACCACCUUUUGCCUUGAGACUCACGAGGCGUUCCACACCAUCAUCAACAAGACAGAGCCACUGCGGAACGACAGCCUGCCGGACCUGGGCCCACAGUAUGAGAUUGAGACGGACCCAGCCCUGACGUAUGUGGAGGGAGUCUGUGUCUUCUGGUUCACCAUUGAAUUCCUGGUGCGGGUCACCUUCAGCCCAGACAAGCUGGAGUUCGUCAAGAGCGUCCUCAACAUCAUUGACUUCGUGGCUAUCCUUCCGUUUUAUCUCGAGGUGAGCCUGAGCGGCCUCUCCUCUAAAGCCGCCAAGGACGUGCUGGGCUUCCUCCGCGUGGUCCGCUUUGUCCGGAUCCUUCGGAUCUUCAAGCUGACCCGCCACUUCAUGGGGCUGCGGGUGCUGGGCCACACCCUGCGGGCCAGCACCAACGAGUUCCUGCUGCUCAUCAUCUUCCUGGCGCUGGGCGUGCUCAUCUUUGCCACCAUGAUCUACUACGCCGAGCGGAUCGGCGCUAACCCCAACGACCCCACGGCCAGCGACCACACGACCUUCAAGAACAUCCCCAUUGGGUUCUGGUGGGCAGUGGUCACCAUGACUACGCUGGGCUAUGGCGACAUGUACCCCCAGACCUGGUCGGGCAUGGUGGUCGGGGCCCUCUGUGCCCUGGCCGGGGUGCUGACGAUAGCUAUGCCCGUGCCUGUCAUUGUCAACAACUUUGGGAUGUACUACUCCCUGGCUAUGGCCAAACAGAAGCUCCCCAAGAAGAGGAAGAAGCACAUUCCCCAGGCACCGCAGGGGGGGUCGCCCACUUACUGCAAAACAGAGCUGAACAUGGCCUGCAACAGUACCCAGGGGGAUUCCUGCCACGGCCAUAGCCAGGGGAACAGGGUGUUAGAGCGCAACAGAUCCGUGCUGUCAGCUGACUGCAGCGGGGGCAGUGACCUCACCCUGUCCCCGGAGGAGCGGCUCCCCAUGCGGAGGUCCAGCACGCAGGACAAGAACCGGAGAAGCGGCGGGACCUGCUUCCUGCUGGCCGCCAGCGACUAUACCUGCUCCACGGACGGUGGCAUCCGGAAGCCAGGUGCAGAGAACUGCAAAGAGGUUGUCUUUACUGGUUGCACACAAGCAGAAAGCAGCGCUCUUUCUUAAUGGCUGGAAGGAAGGCUCCCUCGUGAUGUAAAGGUAACGUUGUUUCUCUGGCUUGCUCUUAACCACAUCCAAUUCCUUGUGAUGUGUUAAAAGUAAUUUUUUUUGUUUUUUUUGUUUUGUCUCACUAUGGAGGGGGUAAUUCAGCAACAUUUCAAUCAGACAAUCAGACAAGGCAAUACUAACCACACUGUGUCAUGAUUUUUUCUUUAGUUACACUUUACAACAAGUGUACCUGACAAAAAAAGCAAAACAAUUAAUGGGUUCUAAAACAGUAAGCAUUGUGAAACAAUGUGUACUUGCAGCUACUCAGUACAGUACAUAUAAAUGUAAUUGUUAUGAAUUCAGGUUAAAGGGAGAACCUUGCUUUAAAAUAAGAACAAACAAAAUAUAAAUGUUAAAUGAUAAUCAAACACACAGCACACAUGAAUGCAAACACAUAGGCACACAUUCACACACAGCUGAACUAUUCAUUUAAAUAAAAUUACUUUUGUGGACUACCUGCAUAUAGGGAUACAAAGGGAUAUACAUACACACACAACAGUUUCAGUGUCAUCAGGAAUGUCCUUGGUUGUGAGUUUUGUUAAGAAAUCUCAGCAUUGAUAAAAUGACUUAAUAAAAUCAAUAAUGAUUUAAUAAAUAGUCAAUAACGAUUUAAUAAAUAGCUAGUUACAGUAUGUUCUACUUUCUUCCACCAGAACUCUGUCCAUUACCUAUGGCAACUGUAGUAAGGUUGCUAAGCAACUGACAUGCAUUAAUGUUGUCAAUUUAUACUAGAGAUGUGUACAGUCCCUCUCUCUCUCUCUUUCUCGCAUAUACACAAUGUUGUUGAUCGGUCUGUGAGGGAAUACUGUAUAUACCAAUGCUAUUAUUUAAAAAACAGUAUUUUCUGUACUUUUAAUGAUUUGUUGAAUUACCCCCAGUGUAAUGUUAACAUGUGAAAGCUUACAUUUAUCACCAUGAAGCAAAUUAAACAACACCUGUAUAUAGAUUUAACCAAAUAGACUUGCAUGAAUCUACAUGUCAUUCCUUGUAAAACAUGAUGCACUGUUACAACAGAAACAUUUCUGAUAUUUAGAGAUGUGAACUGUACAUAUUAUGUUGACAUGCUGAUCAAUAUUUGUCUUGGAAAGAUAUAAUUAUUGAUGGAAUGAAUGGAAUCCUUGAUGGUGCUGUCACUGACCGCAGCACAGAGCAGCGUUAUUCAUGGAUUAAAAGCUCGAAGGAGAUCAGCGGGUGUGAGACUUUGGGCAUAACCAUGGCCGUUUGUUGGAGAACUCCAUUUGGGAGAGGCCUCUGGAUACUGGGAAGACUAGAAUCACAGAGCAGACGGAUGCGUGGGGCCCAGGCUUUGGAGAGACUACGGCUGAUAUAAUUUUGAAAUGAAACCUCGAUGCUCAUGACAGACGCACUUCAAAAAAAAAAAGAGAUGAAAUAUAUAUUUGUAUAUAUUCACACAAGACGCAUGGGAUAACAAACUCUUCUCAUGAUGUCUUCUGGAAGGAGAAUCUUCGUGGACAUUUACAUGUGAUGGCCCACAUAAACUUUUUCCAUCCAUGAAAUCCCUGCAAUAAAUGUAUUAAGAUGUAUAAAGCUGAGAUAGAUCUGGAAAUAUUCUUUAUCUAAAAACUAAAUAAAUAUAUAGACAGGAACAAGUGUGCUGAGAUUAAUAAAUGUGACGCAUAGUCAUCGAUAUUUUUAUUUCCUUUAGUAUCCUGGUGGAUUCAUUGCUUGGCUGGUUUCUUUUGUUUUACAUUUUAGCAUUGGAGCUUAAAAGGUGCAACAUGAGAGAUGCAAUAAAAACAAAGAAUUCGGCACUGGACACCACAAAACAGUUUACUGUUCUUUUAGAAAUACUGAAAGAACAGCAAGGGGAAGGUAACUGCACUUUAACGAGGGCUAUCCUUUUUGUCUUUUACCGUUGCAUAUCAAAUUUAUCAGAGUUGGUGACAAGGAUUAAUGAAAAAUAGGCAAGAUAGAAAAUGGAGCACUCCUGAUACUGGUUCCAUAAGAUUUGACCGCUUUAAAAUGCUUAAAUUUCCCCACUUUGAAGAGGGUAUUCCCUGCUUUGAAUUUUCCCUGACCUACAUACCCCACCCCAACAAAAAUAAACACCCUACAAACAUAUCAAGGUAGUCAUUUCAAUGUUAAUGUUACACCUUCGUCAACAAAACAGUAUUAUUUUUGGUGAUAAAAAUUUCAGCUGUAUAUCUUCUAAAUGACCAUUAUCUCUGUCUGCAGCAAGCAUAGAAUAAAAGACAACAUAGGAACUUAUUGGUAGCACAGCCCUACAACUUGGUUUCAAAACCAGCCUUGCCAGUCAACGAUGACUGGGAACCCACUACAGCAGAACAAAUUGGCUUCGUUCUGCUGGGGAUUGGGGUGGGUAAGUCAUCCAGGGCCCUCUCGCCACACUGCUCUCGGCACCCGUGUCAGUGGAGUAGUGCCUAUAUCCUCCAAUUAGCACCCAAUUCACUGUAGUGCACUAUGGGUUUGCAGUGUGAAGAACAGUUGCGCUAGCAUGCAUGUGUGUUUACCAGAGGAUUGAAUUGGCCUCGCCCUGCAGGUUGUUGCUGUGAGGCGAGCCUAAUGUAUUCAACUGCUUAAAAAUGGUUGAAAAAGGGGGAAAUU